Zerene cesonia (dogface butterfly) is the source of this 2769-nucleotide messenger RNA. Its product is annotated as protein ALP1-like. Bases 1466 to 2710 code for a protein of 414 amino acids. The record is from RefSeq and is a predicted model, not a curated record. NCBI's taxonomy places the organism in Eukaryota, Metazoa, Arthropoda, Insecta, Lepidoptera, Pieridae. The transcript is spliced from 2 exons.
UUAGUAUUAUCAUUUAUAAUCUGAGUGGAAUUGAGGAAAUGGUCCAUCAUUUCGGAUACAAGAGUGAUUUUAUUCGAUAUGCUCUGUUCUCUAGUCUUGAGUCCAAUGAUAAGAUUAUCAUAACGCAACGCGUCGUUAUGAUCAAGAUUACCUGUUACUGCCUUAAGAAGGGAUCCGAGAGGGGUCUAUAAGCGUUUGUAUCUUUUGGAGGGAAUUAGCUGCCGAAUUUUAUCAAUGUCACGGAGGUAUUCAACUUGAGCACUAAGUUCAUAAAUGUUAUUAUUAUAUUUCUUGAUCCUAUUAAUAAUUUUGCCGAACUCUAUAUAUUUUUCGGUAUUAUAAUUCAGGUAAGUAACAAUUCUUUCAAGAUUUUUAGUUUUAAUUAUUAACCAUUCGUCAUGUUGCAAGAUUGCACAGCCUAGCUUAACAGGUAAUAUACCCGGGUUUUGUUUAGGAUUUACUACUUGAAGGCUCUGGCCGGGGAAAACUUGGCAAGGGACAAUUUUGAUCGUCGCCGUCCAGAGCAGGAGUUUGUACCAUCUGUAGAGGACGUUUAAUAUUUUUUAUUGGUUUAGUUUGCCUUUUGUUUAUUUUAAAAUUUUCGGCGUGUUUCGCGGUGGCGAUUUUCGGCGUUCGUUUUUUGGGAGCCGGAGGCCCAUAUCCUUUUCCUCACCCGUCCCAGUCCAUUCCUUCUUUCCUGUAGUUAAUUCUUUUCCUUUCUCCAUAAAAGCGGGCAGCGCAUUCACAGAGCCACUACCUGCGAAUGUUCAUGGGCGGUGGUCAUCGCUUAACAUCAAGCGAACCACAAGCUCAGUUGCCCGCUAUGACAUAACAAAAAAAAAUUUUAACAGGAACAACAUUGCGUUCAGUUUGACUGGAAACUAUGGCCUUUUGGAAUUAGGCUUGACUUUGGACUGCCUUUUAUUAAGUGUCCUUUAUAAUAUUGUUUGUCCUAAUUUAAAGUUAAGUACUAUCUCCCCGACGCGCUUUUUUAAAAUGUUUCUCAUUGAAUUGGCCAUUUUAUCGGAAAGGUAUUUAUAUAAUUUGUCUGUUCUUUUUCUACCAUCUUUUAAUAGUUGCUGCAUGUAGAACUUAUCGAAAUGAAUAUCAAAUGUGGAGUUUAAUUCGGUAUGGUCGAACACCACCUCAAAUGGGGUUAUGUCCGUGGCACUAUGGAUAGUAUUGUAAGCCAUAAUAGCGUACGUCAUUACAGAUGCUGUGAGAAUGUGUUAACAGGUUGACGAUGACACUCGAGAUCUUACAAUAAAGGUACAGUUACACAUGCUCUAGAAUAGCAUGCUAAAAAACGUGCUAUAAGUAAGCUUAAUAUGAGAAUGCUUAUGAACUGUUUACAUUUGCUAGCAAUAAGCAUGCUAGUUUUAAGUAUGCUACUUAAUAAGCAUGCUCAAAGCAAACACUCCAAACACAAAUGCGAUUUUAGCAUGCUCUUAGUUCAAACUAAACCAUGGACGAUGAAACAACCAUCCGUACGGAGCUUAAUAAAGUUAUUCUUUUGCUAUCGUUGCAAUGCAUGCGAAGACUUCUCUCAGGUAGAAAGAGAAAAAACCAAUGUAAAAGGAAUAGGAAGAUUUGGGUCCGUGAUUGGCUAAGUAGAAGGGAACAACUUGGAGCAAGUACUCGAUUGCUAGUAGAAAUGCGAGAAGAAGAUAUUGAUGGUUACAAUAAUCAUUUGCGCAUGUUACCGCAUCAGUUUGACGAGUUACUAUCUAAAGUUGAAAGCGCUGUAAAGAAACAAGAUACACACAUGCGAAAUGCUAUUCCACCAAAAGUGAAACUGGGAGUGACAUUGAGGUAUCUAGCAACUGGAGAUUCGUUAUACACAUUAGAAGCACUUCACAGAGUUGCAAGGUCUACUAUAUCUCUAUUUAUACCUGAAGUGUGUGAUGCAAUAUACAAUGCUCUGAAGGAUUAUAUGCGGAUUCCCGGUUCUGAAGAUUGGAAACGCAUUGAACAUGGCUUUAGAACUAAAUGGAACUUUCCAGGUUGUGUUGGAGCGUUGGAUGGCAAACAUAUAAAUAUAUUCGCCCCUGAUGAUACUUCUGACUACUAUAACUACAAGGGCGCUCAUAGCAUCAUACUUCUGGCAUUAGUUGAUGAUGACUAUUGUUUUUCAUACGUAAAUGUUGGGACUAAUGGUAGAGCUUCUGAUGGAGUUGUUUAUCAAAAAUCUAAUUUAGCACAAGCUUUGGAAAAUAAUACUCUCAAUUUUCCGGACCAAUCAGUUAUUGUGGCAGACGCUGCUUUUCCUCUAAAGUUAUACCUUAUGAAGCCCUAUCGAACAACUCCAACGCGUAAAGAAAAAAUAUUUAACUACCGUUUAUCGAGAGCCAGACGAAUCGUUGAAAAUGCGUUUGGUAUUUUAGUGACACGAUUUCGAGUUUUUAUGGAUGCCAUAGAUAUGGCCCCCAAAAAUGUCGAUAGAAUUACAUUAGCUGCCUGCUCUUUACACAAUUGGCUUCGGAAAACAUCUGAUAUGUACAUCACGCAAAGAUGCGUCGACUUUGAAGAUACACAACAACGUGUUGUGGUACCAGGAUCAUGGAGGGCACAACUACGGACUGCUUUGGAAGGCUUACCACCUACACGCUACGCGAACCACGCUUCUCGACAGGCAGGAGCGAUAAGAGACACCUAUGCGCAGCUCUUUGAAACUACAGAGGCGGUACCGUGGCAAGGUCAUAUGAUUUAAAUUAAUACAUAGAAAAUGCUGUACUACUUAUUCUAUGAUAUUAAAUAAUUGUGUGUUAC